UUUUUUUUUUCCUCAUCCAUUUCAUUCGUUUCCCUUCAUUUAUUUUACUUCUUCUUAUUACUGCCAUGUCUUCUGUCCAGCACAAGUUCCUUAAGCAAAAGUCUGUUGGCGUUGUUGGCGUCCCUUUCUCUGGUGGCCAGCCUAGAGCUGGUGUUGACCUUGGUCCUCUCAAGAUCAUCGAGUUUGGACUCUUGGACCAACUCAAGGAACUCAACUGGCAGGUCAAGUUUGAUGGCCACCGCGAUUACACUGCCAUGAAGCCUGCCUCUGAUCCUCCAGUUGGCAAGCUCCUCAAUGCUCGCCAUGUUUCUGCUGUGACGGAAUCUGUUGCUGAAUCCGUUUCUACUCAUCUCAAGGAGGGCUCCCUUGCCCUUACCUGGGUGAGCACUGAGAGCGGCAAUAUCCACGGCUGCCCUAUUUCCUUCUUACUUGGAAUUGCUGGACAGAUCAAUGAGUUUAGCUGGGUCAAGCCUUGCCUUAGCCCUGAUCGCAUUGUCUAUAUUGGUCUUCGCGAUGUCGAUGCUGGCGAGAAAAAGAUCUUACGGGAGCAUGGCAUUAAGGCUUUCUCAAUGCACGAGGUUGAUAAGUAUGGUAUCUCUAAGGUUGUUGAGAUGGCCAUCGAACAUAUUUCUCCCAACCUCUCACACCCUAUCCAUCUCAGCUUCGACGUUGAUGCUCUCGACCCUACAGUCGCCCCUUCCACUGGACUGACCUUCCGUGAGGGUCAUUACAUCUGCGAGGCUAUUCACGAGACCGGAUGUUUAGUUUCAAUGGAUUUGAUGGAGGUUAACCCUUCACUUGAGGAUGAUAACGCUGUCUUCCAGACCGUUACCAUUGGUUGCUCUUUGGUGCUGCGCUUUGGAGAGACUCUUCUCUAAAUCAUUAACCUCCUUGCAUCUUGUCGCCGGAACCCACAAAAAAAUUGAUUCAAAAGGCAUUGGCAUGACAUCCAUUUUUCCCUUGCUCCUCAAUCCCGAAUUUACAGUAAAAAAAAAAAAAAAGCAUCAAAACAUUUUAAAAUUAACAAAAAGC
This is a messenger RNA of Lobosporangium transversale, 1032 nucleotides long. RefSeq lists its product as hypothetical. Bases 66 to 878 code for a protein of 270 amino acids. Gene Ontology annotation, cellular component: cytoplasm; cytosol; nucleus. Gene Ontology annotation, molecular function: arginase activity; manganese ion binding. Lineage: Eukaryota; Fungi; Mortierellomycota; Mortierellomycetes; Mortierellales; Mortierellaceae. The record is from RefSeq and is a predicted model, not a curated record. The transcript is spliced from 4 exons.